Mytilus trossulus (common blue mussel) is the source of this 1363-nucleotide messenger RNA. RefSeq names its product protein PML-like. Lineage: Eukaryota; Metazoa; Mollusca; Bivalvia; Mytilida; Mytilidae. Gene Ontology annotation, molecular function: zinc ion binding. The transcript is spliced from 3 exons. The coding region runs from base 140 to 1354 and encodes 404 amino acids. The record is from RefSeq and is a predicted model, not a curated record.
AUCCUUACUUGCCCAACAUGUCAUGAUAAUUCUAAAACAUCCGCAGAUUCAUUGGAAACGUACCAGGUUGAUUUCACCCGAAAAGAUCUAGUUUCCUUCCAUAAAAGUUUUCUGCCAGUCAUCAAAAGUAGAGUGUGAUAUGUGUGAUAACAAAGCCGAUUUCUGGUGUGACGUUUGUGAAAACCUUUUAUGUAGCGGCUGCAAUAAAGGUCAUGAGAAAAAUAAAAAAUGGAGAACUCACAAAGUUGUAAGCAUUACUGAAAUAAAAGAUCCUUCGGAUUUCCGACAUGAGGUGCUAUGUAGUAGAGAAGGACAUAAAAACAAGCCAUUAGAAGUCUACUGUACAGGGGAUAGUUGUAAAAAGGCUGUAUGUGGUACAUGCUGGAUGGUUGACCACUCUGACAAGACUGAACAUACACCAACAGAUAUCGAGGACCAAUUCGUAGAGGAAAGAGACAGUCUUCUCAAGAAAGCAGAAAAGCUAAAUGAAAAGCAAGUUCAGAUAACGAGACUUCAAAAGAGAAUAGAUGAGGAAGCUUAUGAUGUCACAAAGCAAACUAUUUUAGCGGAUUUUGAAAUAAGUUCUUUUUUUAACCAGUGUAUCAAGCUGUUAGAGAAAAGAAGAGAUGAGCUGUUGGAGACGGUUAACACGAUUUCACAGAACAAAGAAAUUGUUCUGACUAAUCAGAAACAGGAACUAGAAGAGUCCAAGUAUAGAUUGUCAGAUGCAAACAUUUUUCUUGAGCAAUCAUGUCUUUCGAAUAAUUCAGCAGGAUUCCUGAAUCUCGUUCCAGUUAUAAAUAAAAGAUUUGAAGAUUUGAUACAAGAAAAAUACGACAAAGCUCCAAGAGUUGGUAGCCAAAUCGGUUAUUCAAACGUAACCACAGGAGAUGACUCACGUAUACUGAAAGGAAAAAAUCUACAGAAAAUUAUUGAACACCAUGCGGCAAUUUCAGCUACAAAUGCAUAUCCACCAAGGACAGAAAUUAUAAUAGUAAAUACGAGAGGGAAUAAAAUUCUUCAAGUAACUUUGAAGGAUUUCAAGGAAAAUACCAUAAAUGAUUCUUCUUUAUGGGUGUCUGCUGUUCUUAAGGGCGAAUCCUCUGGUGAUGUAACAAAAUUACGAUUUAACAGUAUGGGUAAUGGCAGAUUCAAAUCUCUACAGAACAUUAAAGAUUCGGAUGUUUAUAUUAAAAUUCUGCUGAAUGAGAAACAAUUCACAGAAGAAAUGAAGAUUGAAUCAUUGAACUGUGUAACAGGUAAUCCAGAAGAAGAGAUAGAUAGUGUAGAAGAAAAUGAAUUAAUCAGAGAAGAAAAAGAAUUUACAGAUUCAGAAGAAGAAUGGGGUCUGUAAAUGUUUUAU